Molecule: messenger RNA, 701 nt
Organism: Populus nigra (black poplar)
Lineage: Eukaryota; Viridiplantae; Streptophyta; Magnoliopsida; Malpighiales; Salicaceae
Product: photosystem II repair protein PSB27-H1, chloroplastic-like
Exons: 1
Coding region: 72-599 (175 amino acids)
Biological process (GO): photosystem II repair; photosystem II assembly
Cellular component (GO): photosystem II; chloroplast thylakoid lumen
Source: RefSeq, a predicted model, not a curated record
AACUCCUCAGUCCUCGGUAGAAAACAGAGACUCUCUACGCUCCUCUUCCCUCCCUUCCACCAAAAAACUCCAUGGCUUCACCAACACUCCUAACCCCAACCUCCAGACUCAAACCCCUCUCUCCCAUCAAACCCAAACCCACUCCCACCACCGCACUCCCACCACCGACACCACCACAGCAACAAAUCCGAAACCACCUUCUCCGCCGCCACUUCUUGUCCUUGGCAACCGCCGUUCUGACUUCCCCACUGAUCCUACCAGUCACUCCAGCUUUUGCAGCAUCGGAUGAAGAGUACGUGAAAGACACAGAAGAAGUGAUCGACAAGGUCAGGACCACCAUGAACAUGGACAAGAGCGAUCCUAACGUGGCCGAUGCAGUUGCUGUUCUAAGAGAAACUUCCAACUCUUGGGUGGCUAAGUAUAGAAGAGAGAAAGCUUUACUCGGCCGUGCUUCUUUUCGUGAUAUUUACUCGGCUUUGAAUGCUGUUACGGGGCAUUACAUCAGCUUUGGGCCGACAGCUCCCAUCCCAUCUAAGAGAAAGGCCAGAAUUCUCGAAGAGAUGGACACUGCAGAGAAAGCAUUGUUAAGGGGCAGAUAAAUUAAUUUAGAUUUUGCUUUUUGGGUUUUUAUUCAACUUCUAUCUGAAUUUUAAUUACUUUAUAUUUGUCUGAGAUCACAUAACGAGAGCAAAGAUUCGUCA